Molecule: messenger RNA, 1041 nt
Organism: Plasmodium gallinaceum
Lineage: Eukaryota; Apicomplexa; Aconoidasida; Haemosporida; Plasmodiidae
Product: transmembrane emp24 domain-containing protein, putative
Exons: 1
Coding region: 1-1041 (346 amino acids)
Biological process (GO): intracellular protein transport; Golgi organization; endoplasmic reticulum to Golgi vesicle-mediated transport
Cellular component (GO): COPII-coated ER to Golgi transport vesicle; endoplasmic reticulum-Golgi intermediate compartment; endoplasmic reticulum
Source: RefSeq, a predicted model, not a curated record
AUGAAAAUAAUUUAUCCUUAUUAUUUUAUAUUUUUUUUUUUUAUAAUUUUAUGUGUAAUAGAUAAAGUAUCAUCAAAAGCAAGAUCGAAUAAUUAUCAAAAUAAAGAAAAAAAAGAUGAUAAUAAAAAUCAUGUAAAUUCUUUGAAUAAUUUAAAUAAUUAUGAUAAUUAUGAAAAUGAAGAUAUAUUAAAUAUAAAAAAUAAAAAAAGAAAAGGAAAGAGUAAAAGUAUAGAAGAUAAUUUAAGUGAAUUUAUUAAUGAAACAAAAGAUAAUUCAGAAGAUAGUUUUAAUGAAGAAUAUAACAAAUUAGAAAAAGAAUUUCAAUAUAAUUUAAAUGAAAAUGAAAGUAAAUCAAAUUUUGAAGAAAAUAAUUUAAAUGAAGAAUAUGAUAAAAUGAAACCAAAUAUGGAAGAUUUUCAUUACAAUGAUAAUGAUGAAGAUAUGGAUGAGGAGGAUUUAACAAACAUAUGGAAUAAAAAUAUGCAAAAUUUUGAACCAUCUACUUCAUUAACUUUUGAAAUAGCUAGUAAUUCAGAAGAAUAUUUAUUUGAAGAAAUAAAUAUGGAAAAUACCUAUUUUAGAGGAGUUUUUUAUUCUAAUAAUGAAUCUGAUGAUAAUAUUAUCGAAUUUUUUAUAUCGGAUCCUGAUGGUAAUGUUGUAUAUAAAAAAGAAGCUAGCGAAGGAAUUUUUUUUUUUUAUACAAAAAAAAUUGGCAUAUAUACUAUAACACUAAAAAAUAGUAAGUGGGUGGGAAAAAAGUUAACAACUGUUGCAUUAGGUUUAGGUGAAAACCCAUCUUUAAGUUCUGAUCAUGUAAAAGAUUUUACAAAUUAUAUACAAGAAAUUGUACAUAGAACAAAAAAAUUAAAAAAUGAAAUAAAAUAUUUGUCAUCUAAACAUAUGAUACAUAUAGAAAAAAUGAAGAGAAUUACAAAUAAAGCUUUUAUUUAUUGUUUUAUUAAAUUAUUUGUACUUAUUUUUUUGUCUCUUUUUACCAUUUAUUAUAUUAAAAAUUUAGUAUCUAAUAAGCGAGUUCUUUAA